CUCAUGAGCCGGUACUCUCACUCCGGAUUUGCUGGCCCACGAUGACUUCAACAUAAACUCUACUAUCCUUGUUGUCCCCGCUCAUUGUUCUUCAGAAGUAACAAGAUUUCAUCCGCUCCCUGGUCAUUGGGCCAACACGUAUCAACCGGUAGGACGACGGAAGUAGAGAACAUCUAGAAACAAGACUAUCACAACUCAAAGACUAUGGAGACGCUGAAGCGUAAGAGGCCAGGGUGCAAGCUAAUAGAGGCCCACAAGAAGACCCGGAACAAUAGUCCGGCCGAGUCCAGACAAAGGUGUCCAAUCAUGGAGGUCUUCCACCAGUAUGGCUUACUGGAAAUGAUCGUAUCCAGCCUAUAUCCAGACGACUUACUGGCGCUGUUAUUAUGCUCAAGAUCCACCCAUGAAGCGAUCUUACCACAACCUGGUAGCCUAGAAAAUUUGCUAGGGAAGCUCAAAUGCUCCGGUCGAGGUGUACAUGUCCGCAACAAGCGUCACAAGAAGUCUACUUUCUUCUACGCUUAUGAUUGUACUGAAACCAUAAAGUGUGGAGCAAAAGAGUCUACCACAGAGUGCCGGCCCUGUGCCAGAUGUAAAGUCAGCACUUGCGACGAAUGCCGCAUUCACUGCGUCUACCAGAGCAUAUACGAAACACCUUGCGAUGAGGAUGAACUGCCCAACUUCAGCGGCUUCAUUCUGCUGUCACCUCUCGAGGUGCCAAUCCUCAGCCCACAUCACAUGGAUAGUGACGAAGCUGGGUCGCAGUGGCAGGAUCCUUCAAACAGUCUGCAAGCACCAUAUCAUGAUCAAGGCUUCAUCGACGUUCCGUUUGAGGAAGAUAGCUUUGGUCUACCUGAAAGCGUCGAAGAUCUUCUAGAAAUGGAUCUCGGUAGCCACACGUUGGCUGCAUCAGCGUCUUCGAGCGUCGCUCAUCCUUCGCCGGUCCUUCGAGCUUUAUACCAAACGACGGAGCAGCGGAAACGAUGGUUCUGCGAUGAAUGCCGGCCAUCCAUCGCGACCCAGGGUCAAGAGAUUCCUCAAGCUUCUCAAUGCCAGUGCACUUUACGCAAUCACUUUCUUGACCGGUGGUUGUGCCUGCGCUGCUACGAAACGGAAGAACAUGAUCUUGACGCAUCCUUUGUUGACCAAAAAGAGCGUUGCGCAUGCGGACGACAAGAUGGAACUAAGACAUGUUUGUGGUGCUGGGGAGAAGUGGUACAUCCGAUGUUCGAAUUUGAAGAAGUACACAACGGAGACCGCACCGAAAAUACCAAUCAGCCAUAGCGUGCCACUUUGGGCUCUGUUUCUUUUGCUCCGGCAGCAUUCUGUACUUCGAACUGUUGACUUCUGUAUCCUAAUACCUGUAAAAUCACCCUGUAUACAUCUAUAAUCUCAACCUUUUGGUCCUGGCCGUUUACUCAGCCCGUCCCGUUCUGCUCGUCGAGGUUGACGAUAUACUUCCUCUUAUGAACAAUGGUGCGUUGAUGAAGUCCAUAACGAGCUGUGUUUGCAAUUCACUCGUGUCUUUUUAUUAUAUCUGCCGCAACUCGUGGUUCUUAAAGCAGCUCAAGGUCCAAUUGAACUAAGCACAAUACGCUUCGUGUUGCGAUCCACAGCAAGCAUGUUUCGGCCAGCUACACUAUCGACGCAGACAGAGCACUGUUCUCUCCUUACUCAUAUGCAUUCCCACGUUGUUCAACU
Messenger RNA from Alternaria alternata, 1701 nucleotides. RefSeq lists its product as hypothetical. The transcript has a single exon. Bases 205 to 1284 code for a protein of 359 amino acids. The record is from RefSeq and is a predicted model, not a curated record. Lineage: Eukaryota; Fungi; Ascomycota; Dothideomycetes; Pleosporales; Pleosporaceae.